Molecule: messenger RNA, 3590 nt
Organism: Capsicum annuum
Lineage: Eukaryota; Viridiplantae; Streptophyta; Magnoliopsida; Solanales; Solanaceae
Product: RNA cytidine acetyltransferase 1
Exons: 26
Coding region: 145-3240 (1031 amino acids)
Biological process (GO): rRNA acetylation involved in maturation of SSU-rRNA
Cellular component (GO): 90S preribosome; nucleolus
Molecular function (GO): 18S rRNA cytidine N-acetyltransferase activity; tRNA binding; ATP binding
Source: RefSeq, a predicted model, not a curated record
UAUGUGGCAAAAUAAUAGGGAUGAGGCCAUCCUAAAAUUUUCGGUGUUCCGAUACUAAUAAACCCUCGUUAAACCCUAGUACAAAUCUCAACAUACAUAUAGGCAGAGCAGACUUGAACAAAAGAUAGUCUAUCAUCAAUCAUCAUGAGGAAGAAAGUGGACGAACGCAUUAGAACCCUAAUUGAAAAUGGCGUCCGUAAUCGUCAUCGUUCUAUGUUUGUCAUCAUUGGUGACAAAUCCCGUGACCAGAUUGUUAAUCUGCACUACAUGUUGAGCAAAGCUGUUGUAAAGUCACGGCCUACUGUGCUUUGGUGUUACAAGGACAAACUUGAACUCAGCAGUCACAAGAAAAAGAGAAAGAAGCAAAUGAAAAAAAUGAUGCAACAGGGAGUACUAGAUCCUGAAAAAGCAGAUCCAUUUGACCUUUUUGUUGAAACCGGAGGCGUCAGCUAUUGCUUGUAUAGAGAUUCAGAAAGAAUUCUAGGAAACACUUUUGGCAUGUGUAUAUUGCAGGAUUUCGAGGCUUUGACACCCAAUCUUCUUGCAAGAACAAUAGAGACAGUUGAAGGUGGUGGGCUAAUCGUAUUGUUGCUCCGCAAUUUGUCCUCUCUAACCAGCCUCUUCACCAUGGUCAUGGAUGUUCACUCCAGGUUUCGUACAGAAUCCCAUUCACAGGCUACUGGUCGCUUUAAUGAGCGAUUUAUACUCUCUCUUGCAUCAUGUGAAACAUGUAUUGUCAUGGACGAUGAAUUAAAUAUUUUACCAAUUUCCUCCCACAUGAAGAAAAUUGCUGCUGUUCCUGUUCAAGAGGACUCUGAGGGGCUUUCAGAAGCAGAAAGAGAAUUAAGGAAUUUAAAAGAACAGUUGAAUGAAGACUUCCCUGUCGGUCCUCUAAUUCGGAAAUGUUGUACCUUGGACCAGGGAAAAGCAGUGAUCACGUUUCUUGAUGCUAUUCUGGAUAAGACACUUCGAAGCACUGUUGCUCUACUUGCUGCUCGUGGCCGGGGGAAGUCAGCUGCUCUUGGGUUGGCAAUUGCAGGGGCUGUUGCUGCAGGGUAUUCAAAUAUUUUUGUGACAGCGCCUAGUCCUGAAAAUCUGAAAACUCUGUUUGAUUUUGUAUGCAAGGGUUUCAGUAUGCUCGAGUACAAGGAACACCUUGAUUAUGAUAUUGUGAAAAGCAAUAACCCGGAGUUUAAAAAAGCUAUCGUGAGGAUCAAUAUCUAUAAGCAGCACAGACAGACAAUUCAGUAUAUACUACCACAUGAGCAUGAAAAGCUGUCACAAGUUGAAUUGUUGGUGGUUGAUGAAGCAGCAGCUAUUCCAUUACCUGUUGUCAAAUCUUUACUUGGCCCUUACCUCGUCUUCCUUGCGUCAACCGUGAAUGGCUAUGAAGGCACUGGAAGAUCCUUAUCAUUGAAGUUGCUACAGCAACUGGAGGAGCAAAGUCAGAAUUCCAAAAGUGCAGAGAGUGCCCUUUCAGGCCGGCUUUUCAAAAAGAUAGAAUUGAGUGAAUCCAUUAGAUAUGCUUCUGGUGAUCGCAUUGAACGGUGGCUUAAUGCUUUGCUCUGUUUGGAUGUUACAAAUAGUAUCCCAAGUAUCAGACGGUUACCUCAACCGGGUGAUUGUGAUCUCUACUAUGUUAACCGGGACACACUUUUCUCUUAUCACAAAGACAGUGAGUUAUUUUUGCAGCGAAUGAUGGCCCUUUAUGUUGCUUCUCAUUACAAAAAUUCUCCAAAUGAUUUACAAUUGAUGGCUGAUGCUCCAGCUCACCACUUGUUUGUGCUACUAGGCCCAGUUGAUGAGUCAGAAAAUCGUCUUCCUGAUAUUCUCUGUGUCAUCCAGGUCUGCCUGGAGGGUCAAAUUUCUCAGGAGUCUGCUAAAAGAGCUUUGAGCCAAGGCCGCCAGCCCUUUGGAGAUCAGAUACCUUGGAAGUUCUCUCAGCAGUUUGCUGAUGAUGUAUUCCCAAGCCUUUCAGGUGCCCGCAUCGUACGCAUUGCUACACAUCCGAGUGCUAUGAGGCUUGGAUAUGGUUCUGCUGCCGUUGAACUCCUAACCAGGUACUUUGAGGUCCAGUUUACGCAAUUAUCUGAAUUGGAGGCAGAAGAUACAUUGGAGACUCCUCAAGUCAAUGUAACUGAAGCUGCAGAGAAGGUCUCUUUGCUUGAAGAAAAUAUUAAACCAAGAACAGAUCUUCCUCCAUUGCUUGUCCCUUUACGUGAAAGACAACCUGAAAGGCUCCAUUACCUUGGUGUCUCAUUUGGACUUACAUUGGAUCUGUUCCGUUUUUGGAGAAAACAUAAGUUUGCUCCAUUUUUCAUAGGCAAUGCCCCGAAUAGUGUAACUGGCGAGUACACAUGCAUGGUCUUGAAGGCAUUGAAAAAUGAUGAUGUUGAAGCUGCUGGGUCAGAUGAGUGGGGCUUUUAUGGUCCCUUCUACCAAGAAUACAAGGGAAGGUUAGUCGAACUGUUGGGUUCAACCUACCAGAAGAUGAAUUACAAGCUUGCUAUGAGUGUCUUUGAUCCGAAGAUCAACUUUGUGGAGCAGGACCCUGCUUCGCCUGCUUCAAGUGCAUUGUCAAACUCCAUGACAUUUGUUCUGAAACCUCAUGAGAUGAAGAGGCUUGAAGCCUACUCAAAUAGCCUUAUUGACUAUCCCUUGAUUCGAGAUGUUGCUCAAAAACUUGCCCGUGAGUACUUUUUGGAGCAUUUUCCAGUUUCACUUUCAUAUGCUCAGGCUUCCCUUUUGCUUUGCUAUGGCCUGCAACACAAAGAUAUCCCUGAAAUAGAGGGAGAAAUGAAUUUGGAAAGGCAGCAGAUAUUGUCCUUGUUCAUGAAAGUCAUGAAGAGGCUUAGCAAAUACCUGCAUAAUCUAAAAUCAAAAGAAUUUGAAUCAACUGUAUCUCGGCUUAAAGGGAUUAAGUUGGAACCACAUCCUAUAUCAGUUGAUGAAGAUCUCAACGAUGCUGCAAAAAGGGUCCAGGAUGACAUGAAAACCAAGACAACAGAAGGUUUGUUGGACCCAGAGCAAUUUCAGCAGUUCGCUAUAGUAGACAGAGAGGCCGAUUUUGAAAAUGCUCUCCAGAAUGGUGGUGGGAAGAUUAGUUCUAGUGGUGUAGUUAGUAUAAAAUCCUACAAAAGCAAGUUGGACAAGCGUUCCAAGCCGGAAACCGAAAACAGUGACAAGAAAAGAUCCAAAAGCACCUCCGGAUCCAAAUCACAUAAGAAGAGGAAGGGUUAAUGGUGUUGGCAUAACAAUAUUCUAUCCUCCUUUUUUCUACAAGGCUCUUGGGGCUAUUUCUCCUCCUAUUGCUUUAUCGCAAGGGGGUCGAGUAGAGCGCUAAUGCAUAAGUCACAUCAUAUUAGCUUCUUAGUCGCAACCAUAACCACUAUUUAUGCAAUCGUUAAGGUCCAAUUUUGUACAAGCUCCUUUGCAAAAGAACAAUUUUCUUAGAAUGGGAGUUCUUGUCUUGUCUUCAGUCAUAUGCAUUUUUCUUCACAUUUUUUUUAAAAAUUUAGUUGAGCAAUUGUUAUAUAAGGACUAGUAUUUGAUUUGUUUAUGAAAAGGCCAAAUUGCGUUGCCUUUUACAA